Molecule: messenger RNA, 934 nt
Organism: Triplophysa dalaica
Lineage: Eukaryota; Metazoa; Chordata; Actinopteri; Cypriniformes; Nemacheilidae
Gene: pop5
Product: POP5 homolog, ribonuclease P/MRP subunit
Exons: 5
Coding region: 51-557 (168 amino acids)
Biological process (GO): tRNA 5'-leader removal
Cellular component (GO): ribonuclease P complex
Molecular function (GO): ribonuclease P RNA binding
Source: RefSeq, a predicted model, not a curated record
CGGAAGUAUAGUGCAGUGUUUUCAAAGCAAGUCACGCACGUGUUGAAAAAAUGGUCCGAUUUAAAUCAAGGUAUUUGCUCUGCGAGGUCUGUGUACCUGAACGGAACAGUCUUCAGUUGUUGGACGAGAGAGCCAUUCACCACACACUCAGAGCAGCCGUCAACCGAGCACACGGAGACUACGGGUCAGCGCUUUUUAACAUAGGUGUUAAUGUGAAAUACCUGAAUGCCCUCACUGGAGUGGUCUUUAUACGCUGCAGGAAAGCGCACUAUAGGCUCAUCUGGUCUGCACUUCCUUUCAUAACACACCUUGAGAACAGAGGUCAGCCUCAGAACGUGCAAUGCUUCUUCAACUGCAUACAUGUAGGAGGCACAAUUAAAACAAGUCAGAAGUUUCUCGCUCAGUACAAUAGACAGCAACUCCACAGAAUGCUGCUAGACUGCAACACAGAUGCUGAAAAACAACAUGUCAGAAGAGCAAUCCUAAGUUGUUCACUGGGUAAUGUCAAAGGGGAGGAGGCAGAGGAUGAAGAAGGCAGCGAAGAUGACGAUGAAUAAACCUAAAACCACCAAUAACAAGUUACAGUUGUGGCUGCAAAUAAUGACAUGAAACAAUUGUGUUACCAUGAUUGGAAAAAUCUUGAAUAUGUUAUAAAUAUGAACAGUAAAUAAAUUGUUAACAGAUAUUUUUGUUAGUGCAAGUAAUGGGAUAUUCAUAUUAGUUCAUUGAUUUCAUUUUAUUUGUGAACUUGUUUCAUUUAUACUGUUAUUUGUAAAUAAUUUUCUUAUUGCAGAGAUAUUACUACUAUUAUGUAUAGAAAAUGUGUAUUAUGUGUGAUUUAAAAAUUUUGUUAUGAUGGAAACCACUCGGUUACUAUAUUCAACAAACAGUCGUUUAGUAAACAAAAUAAAGCAUAAUUAAUCUUAAAAGUCAA